This is a messenger RNA of Labeo rohita (rohu), 7705 nucleotides long. RefSeq names its product zinc finger, FYVE domain containing 9a (gene zfyve9a). Gene Ontology annotation, biological process: endosomal transport. Lineage: Eukaryota; Metazoa; Chordata; Actinopteri; Cypriniformes; Cyprinidae. Bases 496 to 4119 code for a protein of 1207 amino acids. The transcript has 19 exons. Gene Ontology annotation, cellular component: early endosome membrane. Gene Ontology annotation, molecular function: metal ion binding. The record is from RefSeq and is a predicted model, not a curated record.
CUUACCACACAAGGUUACGAAACAGACGCCAUCUUGGCUCAAAUGAAAGUCGCUAGCGUGGGAAUCUCACGCCACUUCAGCGUAGCUUGAGCCAAAAUGUCCCACCCUUGCUGCAGUUCGUAGUAACCUUCUCCAUUAAAUCUUCGGGGGAGGGAUAUACGAGAGCUGUCGCACAAACUACUUCUUCCUUCACUUCUGUGGAACACUGGAAAAUGGCCUAGCGGUGCCUGGAGAUAUCCUGCAGAUGUCAAAGACAUAGUCGCUUGCUUAUUUGACACGAAGUAUGUUGGAUUUUACCCGGGGAAUUUCAUGGCUGAAUCGUGCGUGAAGAUGAUAAUGAUGAUGGGGAUUCCACCGAUUUGGCUGUCUAAUGUGUGUGAAACUGGAUGAGACAAGGGCUCUAUCAGGAGCCUUUGUGCAGAUAGACCUGCAAUUACUGAAGAGGACCUCUGGGCAGGUUCACACGGUGCUUGGCAGGGUGGAGUUUCUUGACCCAUGGAGAAUUACUUUCAGGCUGAAGCCUUUAACCUGGACAAGGUGCUGGAUGAGUUUGAACAGAACGAAGAUGAAACGGACACGCCGACUCUCUCGGAUGCCAAGUGGACCCAGAUUCUCGCCCCGCCAUCGCACCUCCUUUCCCUGAAUCCGGCACUGACCCACUCCGACCUCAGCCCAAGGGACAGCCCUAUCAGCUUCAAGCCGCUUCUAGACGGCCAGACAUCAGACGGCCCCUCUUUGGCUGAGGUCACCAGGUUAGAGGGGAAACAGGGGCAGCAGCCAGAGGGCAGGAGUGAAGAACGGCCAGCAGAUGUUCACAGUCCUCCUCUGCCCCAACCCAACAUUGGCAAGCUGGUGAGCACCGAUGGGCAGUCACCAGACUUGAAGUCCUCCAACAGAGUGGUGCUGGAAAACGGUUUUCCAUCAAGUCCUGAUCUUAGCAGCCGGACUGAUGUUCUUCCGGUCAAUGAUGAUGAGACAAGUCAAACUGUUACAGAUGAGCAAAGUGUUAAAGACACUGGUCCCCAUGAGCAGAAUGGCUCUGACGAAGGAAGUGGUGGUGGUCUUCUAGAAUUUGCUGUUCUUGAGGAAGAGUGUGGGAAUGGGCCACCAGAUUUGAAUAAUGGUGUUAAGAUGGAGGCAAGCAAGACUGACAGUGGUUCACCUGUCCGUGAGGUUGGAACGAGGGACUGCAAUCUAGUAUUUCCAGAAGGAAGUAAUCCCCAGAAAGGGGAAGCAGUUUUGCACAAAUCAGUGAAUGGUGGUGGAGAACUGGAUUGUGAGAAGGAGAAUCAUGAGGGUGCCUUUCAAAAUGGUGAACUGGUUAAAAAUGAAAGUGGGGGGAAAGACACCUGGGUGUCAGAUCAGGAAGUGAAAGAGAAAACGAUAGAGAGUGACCAUGAGGGAAUGCACAGAGAGGUUGAAUCAUCAGGGGUGGAGAAGUCCCUGUCCAACGGUGGAGAGGCACAAAGCCAGCCAGCGGCCACUUCAAAGGAGGACUCUGUGACGGAGGAAAAGGAAAUGGAAGAAAGCAAACAAGAGUGUUGUGAUUCAGUCCGAGGACUUGAAUCUGGCAGAAUGGGCAAACUCAACAACAGCCGACUGCAGCCUGUCAGCGUUCCCUACGGUGGCGCCCGCCCGAAACAGCCUGUCAGUCUAAAGCUACAGAUUCCCCAGCCUUUCUCAAGCCAAGUCCGGAAUGAAUUUGGCUCCACUGGCAAGAACAAGAACCUGGAGCCACAGAGUAGGACAGGAGGCCUUGAGGCAUCUUGUGGAGCAGCUGAGUCUGGGGUUGUUCGAAUGAAUGGAGAGCAUGGAGAUAGCUCUUCAGGCUUACUCAUCCCUUCUGAGAGUCCAGACAAUGACCUUCAAGCAGGACAGCAGUUGAAGAAACCCUUCGGCUCUUUGGGGGAAGUGGCACCUGUUUGGGUUCCUGACUCCCAAGCACCCAUUUGCAUGAAGUGCGAGGUCAAGUUCACCUUCACAAAAAGAAGACAUCAUUGUCGGGCUUGUGGAAAGGUGUUCUGUGCUGCUUGCUGUAGUCUGAAAAGCAGGCUGAUGUACAUGGACAGGAAAGAAGCGAGGGUUUGUGUCACCUGCCACCGUGCCCUUAUGAAUGCUCAUGCAUGGGAGAACAUGGGAGGUGGUUGCAACCAGAGCCCAAAUCCCAACAACCCAGCUGAGUACUGCUCCACUAUUCCCCCUCUGCAGCAAGCCCAGGCAUCAGGAGCGCUCAGCUCCCCACCACCAACCGUCAUGGUGCCUGUUGGUGUCCUGAAACAGCCAGGAUCUGAAGGUUCUCUUCCUCGAGAGCAAAGAAGAGUUUGGUUUGCUGACGGCAUUUUACCCAAUGGGGAAGCUACAGACUCUUCUAAAGGGCAGACGGCAAACCCCAACCCAACACAGCCUGUGGCAGCGUCCCAAUACUCAAACAAAUCCUCAGGAGCAAAUACUUCAGAGGUGGCUCGUGCCACUGGAGCCCCGACCGUCAGCCCUGUGGGCAGCUCUCUCAGUCUAAUCCCAGAGGACGGACUCCCUCCCAUCCUCAUCUCCACAGGCGUCAAAGGAGGUACGGGAGGCCACAUCACAGACUAUGCUGUGGAGGAAAGACCUUCUGAGAUUUUGCUGAUGCAGCAGCUUGAGGAGGGCGGCCCUGAUCCCUUGGUGUUUGUCCUCAAUGCCAACCUGCUGGCCAUGGUCAAACUGGUCAAUUAUGUAAAUAGGAAGUGCUGGUAUAUGACAACAAAGGGUAUGCAUGCUGUGGGCCAGGCAGAGGUUGUAGUGCUUCUACAGUGCCUCCCUGAUGAGAAAACCAUUCCCAAGGACGUCUUCAGCCACUUCGUCCAGCUGUACCGAGAGGCUCUCACAGGAAAUGUGUUAAGUCACCUGGGCCACUCCUUCUUCACUCAGAGCUUCCUGGGCAGCAAGGAGCAUGGCGGAUUUCUUUACAUCAGCCCCACUUUCCAGACCCUGCAGGACCUGCCAUUGCCUAACCCACCCUACCUCUUUGGCAUCCUGGUGCAGAAGUGGGAGACCCCCUGGGCUAAGGUCUUUCCCAUCCGACUCAUGCUCCGCCUAGGGGCGGAAUACCGAUUCUACCCCUGCCCACUAUUUAGUGUUCGCUUCAGAAAACCCCUUUUUGGAGAGACUGGUCAUACCAUUAUGAACUUAUUGGCAGAUUUCCGUAACUACCAGUACACGUUGCCGGUAGUGAAGGGGCUGGUGGUGGACAUGGAAGUGAGGAAGACGUGCAUCAAGAUACCAAGCAACCGUUACAAUGAGCUCAUGAAGGCUAUGAAUAAGUCCAACGAGCAUGUGCUGGCAAUGGGAGCGUGUUUCAAUGAUCGGGCGGAUUCCCAUCUUGUCUGUGUUCAGAACGACGAUGGGAACUACCAGACGCAGGCCAUCAGCAUUCAUCACCAGCCUCGCAAAGUGACUGGGGCCUCCUUCUUUGUGUUCAGCGGGGCUUUAAAGUCUUCAUCGGGCUUCUUGGCUAAGACCAGCAUUGUGGAAGAUGGCGUGAUGGUGCAGAUUACAGCUGAAACUAUGGAGGCUUUACGGCAAGCCCUGAGAGAGAUGAAAGAUUUCAGUAUUGCCUGUGGGAAAGCUGAUCAGGAGGAGAACCAGGAGCACGUCCAUAUACAGUGGGUUGGUGACGACCACAAUGUCAACAAGGGAGUGAUCAGCCCCAUUGAUGGGAAAUCCAUGGAGUCAGUCACCAGCGUUAAGAUCUUCCAUGGCUCGGAGUAUAAAGCCAAUGGGAAAGUCAUUCGUUGGACAGAGGUGUUCUUUCUGCGGAGCGAGGACCAGACCAAUGGCCUGAGCGAUCCUGCAGACCACAGCCGACUCGCUGAGAACGUGGCAAGGGCUUUCUGCAUGGCGCUAUGCCCGCACCUCAAACUUCUCAAGGAGGACGGCAUGGCCAAACUGGGCCUGCGGGUCACGUUAGACUCAGAUCAGGUGGGCUACCUAGCAGGCAGUAACGGUCAGCCGCUGCUCCCCCAGUACCUGAGCGAUCUAGACAGCGCCCUCAUCCCAGUGAUCCACAGCGGGGCUUGCCAGCUAAGUGAAGGGCCUGUGGUGAUGGAGCUCAUCUUCUACAUCCUGGAGAUCAUCUCUUAAAACGAGGGAAUCCGUCCAGUCUCAGACUCACGCCUCCCACCAGCUCGAGUCCCUCUUCGCUCUCUAUCUCUCUCAUUUGCACUUCAAAGAGCCUGAAAGCUGUGCAGGAACAAGUCCUCCAUACCACCUAUGCACCAUCUCCACUGGGACGCCGUCUACCCCAGCCCCGCUGAAUGUGGUGCUCUCUCUUUCGUUCGUUUCUCUUCACCUCUCAACUCCACUGUGGAAACCAUAGGCCCUGUUGAGUCAAAAGGGUUGGCGACCCUGAAUUUGGAUCUCUUCAGAACCGUUGUAGCAACACUAAGCUCUUCAAACUCAAGAGGGCGCUCUACACGCUCAAACCUAAUGGAGACUUCCAGAUGGUGACGACUGACAGAAGAGAAGGUUUCUGGUACACAGUGCCUGGGCCUCAGUUAGAAACGAAGAACGAGCUUCAGUCUCGCCUCUAAGCUUUAUGAAUCACCAGAUGCUUUAUUUCAUUAAUAUGGACCUUGUUUUCUUUUGUUUUUUUGGUUAGAUAAAACUGCUCCAAAGCUAAAAUGAUGUAGCUUCCUCAGAGACGGGCUGCUUGGCAUGGUAGCGGAAAGAUUAUUGGACAGUAUUAGGAACAUUGAUGGACCUCUGUUAUAGACUUCAUUAUUAUUAUUAUAAGACAAUAAAAUACAACAAUAAUUUCAAGCGGCCUUCAGGAAUUCAACUACAACUCUAAGUUCCACAUAAUGGCAGGUUUUGACCGAAGGUCUCAGUCCAAUAAAGCUUUUAUAGUGGAUUGGUUUGGACCGGGAUAGAGGAUGAAAUGUUACCGUUUCUCUGGGCCACUGCAUUUAGCAUCCCAUUCCUGUCCCAUCUCUUCUCUCAACUUUUUUAGUGGCCCAUGUUUAUAUAAUGUUCUGCCAGUGUUUUUAACAUGUUAUCAUAUAAAGGAUUGUGAAAGAAAUAGCAAUGCAGUGCACGGGAUAUUAAGCCAUUAUUAGGAAAUGUAAGGAGGGAAUAAAGAAGAACAGAAUUACUAAUAUUUAAAUGUUUAUUCAAAUAUGAAUGGUGUAUACAUGGAUGAGGAAAGGUUGGAUUUUGAUAAGUGGUUCCAAGCCCUUAAUUCAGCUAUUAGUUUUGGGUUCUUAAUGCUGUUAGUUCACCCAAAAAUGAAAAUUCUGUCAUUAAUUACUCACCCACAUGUCGUUCCAAAUCUGUAAGACCUUUGUUAAUUUUUGCAACACCCAGAGCUUUCUGACCCUAGAUAGACAGCAACAUAACUGACACGUUCAAGGCCCAGAAAGGCAGUGAGAACAUCGUUAAAAUAGUCCAUGUGACAUCAGUGGUUCAACCUUUAUUUUAUAAAGCUACGAGAAUACUUUUUGUGCACAAAGAAAACAAAAAUAACUUUAACAAUAACUUCUCUUUCGUGUUAGUCUUCGACACACAUUAAUGAAAGUACCAUUCGUACGUCGUCUUCCAAGUUCAGAAAGCUCUCUGAUUUUAUCAAAAAUAUCUUAAUUUGUGUUCCCGAAGCUGAAAAAUUCACAAUUGUGUUGGUUCUUAUUUAUAUGACUGGAUUUUGCCUGUGAAAACUGGCAGAAAAACUGUAAAUGUGACCCAACGUUUACAUGUUUUACAGUCAAUAAUUUACAUGCACCUUGAAGAAUAUGCAAAAUGUUAAUUUUUACCAAAAUAAGAAGGAUCGUACAAAAUGCGUGUAAUUUUUUUUUAGUACGGAGUUGAAUAAGAUAUUUCACGUAGAAGACGUUUACAUGUAGUCCACAAGAGAAAAUAUUUUAAUUUUAAAAAAUGACCCCGUUCAAGUUUACAUACACUUGAAUCUUAAUACUGUGUUGUUACCUGAAUCAUCCACAGCUGUUUUUUUUGUUGCUGUUGUUUAAUGAUAGUUGUUUAUGAGUCCCUUGUUUGUCCUGCACAGUUAAACUUCCUGCUGUUCCACAAAUUCUUUGGUUUUUCAGCAUUUUUGCAUUUGUGCAUUUUGCUUAAUGCAUGGUGUUUCCUAUCACUAAAAAAAUUUAAAAAACAAAAAAAACAGCUGUGGAUCAUUCAGGUAACAACACAGAUUUAAGAAUCAAGCGUAUGUAAACUUUUGAACAGAGUCAUUUUUAUGAAUUCAACUUUUUAUUUUAUAUGUAAACAUCUUUUAUGUGAAAUAUCUUAUUCAGGUCUGUAUUAAAAAAAUUGGUAAAAAUUAACAUUUUGCAGAACUUUUGACUUCAACUGUAUGUCUUUUUAUAGAUAUGGCAAUAUCAUUAUCAAAAUGAUUUAGGGAAAAAUAAGAAAAUUAAUAUUUCAGGAUUUUUUUUUUUAAUUACACCUUUACAGGGCGAGCCGUAAUGUCUGAUUCACUGAUAAAUUAUUAAGAACCGGUUGAUUUUAAUAUGUCAAAUGGAUUUGUGAGUUAGCAUGUUUAAUCGGAUUCUGUCAGUCAGUCAGAGCCAUUACAUAGUUUGCAAAAAUUUAUAUGAUUGAAUGGCUAUGUUUAUUGGUUUAAAACCCAUUUUGCUUCUAAACAUUUCAUUUUCACAAGUCAUGUUUGUUUAGUCUGGAGCCCUGCUUUAGAUUCCCUAAUUCAGGUUGUUGUAUCUUUCACUGAUGUAAUAUAUCAUAUAGAAGAAUCUUUGAGAUCACUCACUUCAUAAGUAGGACAUUAUUUUAAUGAUCUUUUUGUAUUGAUUUUUCACUCACAUGGAGAAAAUUGAUUACUACUGCAGUUAGCCAGCUCAUUUUGAAACUGGAAACCAAGAUAAGAAGCUCUUGAAACUCAGGCUAGCACUGUGGGUCACAUUUCAAGAGAAAAGGGCACUUGCCUUAAAAAUUCAUAAGCUGAUAUGUUUAUCAUCGAGACAUAUUCCAAAGGUCAACUAGAUUGUCAAUCACUUCAAAACUGAUAGAAAGACACUGUGACUGCAGAGUGUUUUUAACUAGCCCUCUUUGGCCAACUAAGCAAGUAUUUUGACUAUGACAAUCAAAUUAUAGUUAAUCUAUAAGUCAGAUAAGAAAGUAAAGGUGGGAUGGUAACAUAUUGUCCCGUUUUGCAUAAUGACUCUGAUAUGGUUGGUUUCAUCAGAUGGCCCACGCUUGAUGAACGAGGACAGCAGCUGUUAUGAAGAUCCACAGGAAGUGAACCUCACAGCCCUUUAUUAACAGGUCAACAGUUGAGACAUAAAUCAUGCGUUUCUGGCUUUUGAAGAGCGCUGACAGCUUUGAAAGCAGACUGUUCAUGAAAAAUAAAUGGCAUUACAUGAAAGCUGCAUUGUCUUCCCACUAACACAGCUCAAAACAGCCUUUUGUUACUACCUAUAUCCACCUUUGUCAUUGUUUUUCUAGAUGUGCAGUAUAGUAUAUCUUGACAUUUAUAUAUUUUGUUAACCACAGCCUAUUUCCAUGUAAUUAUUACUGUUUGUUUUUGUUUUUUUGGCCGGCCCAAAGCGUAACAGCAAUGCAUGCUGAAACUGACGAGAAUGUGUAGUUCUCAAAAUCUUUGCAUUUUGACAGCAUUUCAGAGGACGAUCUGUUCAAAGGAACAGUUUUGCAUAUUAUAGAUUUGAUCUGUUAUGAAACACUGUUUAAACCUGACAUGGGUGGA